AUGGGUUACUACCAAACCAUCAUGUACGAGAAGCUUGGAAUUACUGGAAAGACAAAUCUUCUGGUUGCAGGCAUGCACAACUGCACCGGCCCUCUUGCGAAUCUGUUUUUCAUCACCUUCAUCUCUGAUAGGAUCGGCCGAAAGAGGCCUCUGAUCUAUGGUAUUAUUGCCAUCACCAUUGCUCUAAUCCUAGAGAGUGCGGUCAACUCUCAGAACGUCGAUGGCACACACCGUGGCCUCAGUAUUGCCGGGGUUGCCUUCUUAUUCUGUGUCACAAUCAUAUUCUCGUUGUCGUUUGGCCCUGUUUCCUGGACGUACAUGUCUGAGGUUAUGCCAUAUCAAAUCCGAGGAAAGGGUUGUGCAUUCGCCACGGGUAUCGUCAGUCCCUUUGCCCUCGACGAGCUUGGCUGGAAGUUCUACUUCCUCUUCGUUGCUUUCAAUCUUGUCAUCACACUACCCACCCUUAUCUUUGCCUUUCGAGAAACAAAGGGCCUAUCCCUUGAGGAAAUUGAUCUCAUGUUUGGUGAUCGGGCUCUCGGGAACCUUCCUGCAGAUAUUGAGAAGGACGGAGGUGUCAUUGCUGUGACUAACACCCAUGAUGAGAGACCUCACCAGGAUCUUUGA
Messenger RNA from Fusarium musae, 624 nucleotides. RefSeq lists its product as uncharacterized. Lineage: Eukaryota; Fungi; Ascomycota; Sordariomycetes; Hypocreales; Nectriaceae. The transcript is spliced from 5 exons. Gene Ontology annotation, cellular component: membrane. The record is from RefSeq and is a predicted model, not a curated record. Gene Ontology annotation, biological process: transmembrane transport; carbohydrate transport. The coding region runs from base 1 to 624 and encodes 207 amino acids. Gene Ontology annotation, molecular function: carbohydrate:proton symporter activity.